UCCCGGGCCUCCGCGGCUCCCCUGCCCGGUCCCCCUCCCCCGCCACACACGCUGACACGCGCGGGCGAACACACACACACUCACACACUGACACGCCAGCGAGCUGCUGGCCGCUCAAUGGACCGAUUUCCCUGCUUCCCUUGAUCCCAGCCCAGCCCGGGAUGAGAAAUUGCAAAAUGGCCCGGGUCGCCAGUGUGCUGGGACUGGUCAUGCUCAGCGUCGCCCUGCUGAUUUUAUCGCUCAUCAGCUACGUGUCCCUGAAAAAGGAGAACAUCUUCACCACUCCCAAGUACGCCAACCCGGGGGCGCCCCGAAUGUACAUGUUCCACGCGGGAUUCCGGUCACAAUUUGCGCUGAAGUUUCUAGAUCCGUCAUUUGUGCCCAUUACGAAUUCUCUGACCCACGAACUCCAAGAGAAACCUUCUAAGUGGACAUUUAAUCGGACAGCGUUUUUACAUCAAAGGCAAGAAAUUCUUCAGCAUGUCGAUGUAAUAAAAAAUUUUUCUUUGACCAAGAAUAGUGUUCGGAUCGGACAACUGAUGCACUAUGAUUAUUCCAGCCAUAAAUAUGUUUUCUCUAUUAGCAAUAACUUCCGAUCACUGCUUCCAGAUGUGUCACCCAUUGUGAAUAAGCAUUUUAAUAUUUGUGCUGUGGUUGGAAAUAGUGGGAUCCUGACAGGGAGCCGGUGUGGACAAGAAAUAGAUAAGUCAGAUUUUGUUUUCCGUUGCAAUUUUGCCCCUACGGAGGCUUUCCAAAGAGAUGUUGGAAGGAAAACCAACCUUACCACCUUCAACCCCAGCAUUCUGGAAAAAUAUUACAACAACCUUUUGACCAUUCAGGACCGUAACAACUUUUUCCUGAGUUUAAAAAAGCUCGAUGGGGCCAUUCUUUGGAUCCCUGCAUUUUUCUUCCACACUUCAGCAACUGUUACCAGGACAUUAGUUGACUUUUUUGUUGAACACAGAGGUCAGUUAAAGGUCCAAUUGGCUUGGCCUGGAAAUAUAAUGCAACAUGUCAACAGGUACUGGAAAAACAAACAUUUGUCACCCAAACGGCUGAGCACAGGUAUUCUCAUGUACACCCUUGCGUCAGCGAUGUGUGAAGAGAUCCACUUGUAUGGAUUUUGGCCUUUUGGAUUUGACCCCAACACAAGGGAAGAUCUUCCAUACCAUUAUUAUGACAAAAAAGGGACCAAAUUUACCACCAAGUGGCAGGAGUCACACCAGCUGCCUGCCGAGUUUCAGCUGCUGUACCGAAUGCAUGGGGAAGGGCUCACCAAGCUGACUCUGUCACACUGUGCCUAAGACUCUGAACAGAAAGUGCCAAAUGGCCAUUUGAAAAGUGCCCCAAAUCAAACGGAAUAGUCUUCAGAAUAGAACCCUAGAGAAUUCCUUAUAAAGACUGUCUGCCGCUUAAAAGGAAAGAUCUCUUCUCUCCCUCUCUUUGCACCUGCUCUCUUAAGAGUCUUGGCAAGACAAACGAAUUGAAGCCACAUGAUGUAAACUUGAUUGAUAAAGGGAAUGUCGCAUUGGGAACCAUGCUGCUAACGAAAUGGUCGGAAGUAUUUUAGUGUUUGUAUUUUGAUAAUAAACUGCCUCCCAUUUUUUUAUGAGGACGGGAGCUGUCAUUGCUGCAGCUUUGAGAUACAGUCCUCAUCGUCACAGGCCUCUGGCCAAUUUGGGCAGGAUUUCAGUUUUGCCUGGGUGGGAUCAGACUCUUCAAAAUGGAAACAAAAAAACCAUUUGCGUAUCUCAUCUCUCACUCUCUCUAUUUCUCGCUGUUGUUCUCAAUCUCUCCCCUACAAUCCCUCGCCCCACCACUGUGGAGUUUAAUAAUUUGCUAGGAAUCAUAUUAAAUUAGCUUUGCUUGUAUGUGUUGCAUCUGUACUUGCUUGAUGUGUUCAAGGCUCUGGGUAACUUUGCUGUUUCGUGACAAGCUGACCAAAUGAUGAUGGAUCCCCUUAUGACUACUUUUAUAAGAAAUGCCUCUUACAAAGUUCUCACUAGUCCAUGCCGUCAUUCGACAGCAGAGUGGUCCCUCUGUGCUGAGUGGCAUCUUUCACUAUCACAAAGAAAAUGAAUGUCAUGGGUGACACUGCAUCUCUUGACACGAAUGCUAUUGUGGCAGAUCAUUCUAUCGCCACAUCUGUGAGGGCAUGCCAGCCUGAGUUUAGUGCGUCCCACAAUCCCAACCCAAGAGCUGGGUUGGGCAUUCUCUCAGAAUAUAGAGGCAAUGAGUCAGCUUAAGAUUCUGGGACACAGCGAAAAAAAGGAAGAAAAAUACUUAGAAGUUGUUAUGGAAUCCCCAUAUACCCUAGAGCGUUGUAACCAUGGUGCCCAUUCAGAGACACCUGGUCUUUGAAAGCCAGCAGAGUUGCAGCAAAGUAGGAGACUGGAGGUUGAUCAGGACAGGCCCCCGUGAGAAUAGUGCUGAGGUGAGGUCAUCUUCAGUGUCACUGUGUCCACCAGCACCGCUCAGAACCAUUUGUUCUCUUCAAGAUAACUGUAGACACUGGAUAGUCCCUUUUCCCACUGAAAUCAGAUCUGUAUAUCUAAAAAUUAAGAAUUUCAUAAGGAAAAGCCAUUGGGUAAUGGCAAGAUUUGAUACAAAAUAACCCUUGGAAUUUAAGCUGUGUAGAUCUGCCAUGAAGGGAUUAGUUGGCCGUUCUGUCUUUUUUUAUUAUUAUUAUUUCAGCCUUAGAAGUAGAAAUCACAUCACUCCCACCCCGGGCUUUUCACUGAGCAGCACUUUGUUCUUCCAAUUCGGCCCAAAGUCUGGCCAAGUUGAUGUUAAAUUUUAAUAAGAGUUUCUUUCUUCUUUCCAAAUGCCAGUCAAGCACAUUUGUAAUACAUUUGGGUGGGGUAGCUUGUUCUUUUCCAGAAGUCUCAUCCUAGACUGCUUGUAAUGUUACAAAUGCCGUUUAGAAUAACUGCCGUAGCUCAGUGAUCGGCUCACUGUCCCUCUUUGGGAAGGUAUAAUCAGGCCCCCCAUUAAACCGCAUACAAUAAGAAAAGACGUUGUUUCUUAUGCUCAUGUGCCUCCUGGUCCUAAAGGGGAGAUGUCUGGUUCUAAUUGUUUUCAGAAAGCUAAUCAGAGCAGCUUACAUAUAUCCAGAUACUAACUGGUGAAAGAGAAACCAUACAGGCUUGGAGUUGCUGCUAACUGUGGCACAUCUUACAAUGUUGUACAAAUGGCAAUCAUCCAAAGAGAUGGGAAGAAACAGGAAUAGAUGUUUCAAAAUGGGAAACACUGACACAGCUCAAUACUUGAAAGACAUUAGAGGAGGAGGUAGUAAAAAAAAAAAAAAAAAAAAAAAAAAAAAAAAAACAUGUUUUAAAUUCAGUGGUAUAACCUGGUGGGCAUCAACACCACCCCAUGCUUGUUCCCUGUCACUUUCAAGAGGACAGUGCCACAGCGCUCAUGCCGUGCUCUGCGAGGAUCACUGCGAGAUUGACAACUGACAGGAGUGUCUAGUUGGCUCUUCCUAAGCACUUAGUUCAUCUGGUUGCGGCUGAGUGAUAUUAAUGCCAAUAUUACAUGGGCCAGAUCCUGACUCUGGAGUUUUAAUCCCAAUGUGCCCAUUAGAUUUCACUAAAUAUAAAUACGUAGACAUGUUGAACCAGGGAGGUUAAAAGAGCAAAAGACCAGAAUCCCUAAAACUGGUUAAUUGUUCUAUGGUGGACCUUUUAAAGUAGACCUGAUCAUAAUGCUGUUUUAGGAGUGGGGGCUGUUUUGUCGUUUCAAGUUGAGGAAGACGUUUUACAUCUCACACCACUCUCGGCUUCGUCUUAACCUCAGGGUGAAAGGACUUUACCAUCCCCCAGUAUCGUCUCAUCUGUUGCUUUCACAAGAACUCAAAACGGGCUUCUUUCCUAGAAUCAGAGGGCUCAGCAGCCAGGCCUAUCCCAUUUCCGGGCAGAACUUCCUGGAACUGAUCCAAAAGGACCACCAUCCUUCCCUUUUCUGAAGAAAAUCUUAAGCCCUGCCAUAGGGUGAACCACAAUUCUCAUAGCUUAUAAAUUCUUUCUGUACAGCCUAUAUGCCUCCUAUUGGAAAACUUGGAUACAAAAUUUGGGUAAAGCGUCUAUCCCAGUUUUCAGCAGGUAGUAAACACUCACUAAAUGGCAGCUUUUACUGUUACUUCUAUUGUUAGUUGUGCCCUUGACUUACAGUUGCAGCACAGAGAAACGCAGCCUCUAGCUGAUCACACACGAUCUCUUUUUGUUUUUGAGGACUGUUUCAAAGGUCAAACCUACGUAACCACUGCCGCGACCAAAAGACUUGGUGGGUCCCCUGAGUCCUGAUUAGAAAGGCAGUGGUGUAAGUAACCAGAACUCCCUGGCCUGUGUGGUCAAGAGCAGUGAAAUGGGCAGACAGGACUAUUGAGUUCCCCCUCCUGAUUCAACUCAGAUACAAAUCCCUGGCUUUUGCACUGCCCUUGCUUUGCUGGUUCUAGGUUAAGUGCAUCCUUUUAUCAGAACCUUUCAUCUUUUAGGAUACUCACAGCAGAAUCCACCCUCAGCCAUUGGAAUGAAUUUUACCAUAAAGCCCUCAAGGCUGUCUACACAUGAUACCAACACAAAUGACCAAUUCAGUCGCAGAGGGGAAAAAAAAACCCACAAACAUUUAGUGACCUGCUUAAUGCCAGUCCCUCAGUUUUGCAUUGGCUGUUCUGAGAGUCAUGUGCAGGGAUUGUAAACCAGGGGAUUCAGGACUAAAAUGUGGUACCAAGAAUUCCUCCCACACCCAGAAAUCUUUCCCAUAUUUGAUGAUUAAAACAUUUAUGGCUCCUCUGCCUUUGCUUCUGGGUCUCAAGUGUCCUUGACCAUUAUAAAAGUGCUGUGUGUUUAGUAGUGUUGUGUGCCUAGCAGUGCUGUGACUGCUGUACCAUGGUGUCAGGUGACCUUGGUGUCAGGCAUGUGACCAUGAGGCUGCCAGCCAGGAUAUGCAAGGUGAGAGGUCCCUCCAGCCUCCUUGUGUCUGGAUCUCCAAUUAUCCACGAAUAUGAGCGCCAUGACUAACCGAACUUGGUAGGACGCUAAGGAAUGGAAGAGCAUUUCUUCUGACUUUGGGCUAAGCAGUAAUUUUUGGACACUCUCAAACAGCAAAGAAGGGUGGCCUGAGGCCAGAGGAAGCAGGGACAGAACUGUAGAAACAUGGGAUAUUUGAAAUGGAAGAAACUUUCAGUUUCUCUAGUCCUAAUCCUUGAUGUUACAAAUGAGAAAUGGAGAAGCAGAGAGGCUAAGUGGUUUCCCAAGAUUGCAAGGAUAAUGAGUAGAAAAAGUAUGACUCCUCAUCUCCUCCUUAUCAGCAUCUAAUGAAGAUGGGCACAAAAAGAAAGUGAUUUUGGUCUGGAGUCCUCAUGGCACAGAAAACAAGUAGUCUGUAAAGGAAGAAAAUGUAUCCCUCUCCCACAAAAAGUAUUUAUUUGUCAAUACAAAACAAUAAGGGAGAUGGUUGCCUAGGCAUACAACAGUCCACGGGUAAUAUCCUACAUUCUCCUUCCCCUAAAAUGAGAGAAAACCAACUUGGUAAGUCAUGAUUCUGGUAAAUCACAAUUUAGUUACUGAUAGUUCACAGUUGAUAGCUGGAAUUCUAUCCAAGACUCUAUUCACUUAUAAAACCUUGUUUUCGAAAUAUGUAUGCACAAUUUAAAAGCUGAAUACUGAGAAUAGUUAUGUACUUCUUUUUAAAAAUCUUUAUCAAUUUAUUUAACCUAAAAAAAAAAAAUGGUUCACUCAUUGUAUUUCUCCAUAUAUAUAGUUUUCAGCUGGGGCCUGUUGAGAUAAGGAAUACCUUCUGUCAAUUCAUUCCACAUCGUAAGUAAUUUCAAGAGCAGACUUUACAUUAUUGCAUUUAGUUCAAUAUGCUAAGAAGAUGUGUAAAUAAUAGUGAAUAAUUUGGGCCGCGUCUUCAUGUGCAAAAUGACAGACCAGUUUUCUAUAUAAAUCUGCAUCUCUAAAUUGUUUUCCUCUAAUGGUUUAAAUGUACCAAGCAAAAGUGUCUGUGUAGCCUCUGCUUCCCCCUGAAUACACAGAACUGUCCUUUUGCUUACAAAGAGAGUUGGGGCUGUGUAUGUGGCUGAAAAACCCAGAUGGAACGUGGCAAGUGCCAGAGACUUAGGUGGCCCUGGGCCACCUGACUGAUGUGACUGGGCUCUGUGGCCCAAUUAAUCAAGGCCACAGUUGAAUUGAUGACAAGGACCAAAAUGACUAAAUAUUGCUUUGCCACAUAAAUAUAACGUUUGAAAUGGGAAAACUUUUAGAACGCCAUUAUUGUGUUAGAGAGUAUUUCUGAACAUCUGUUUUUACUGUGAUUAUUAUUAUUGAAGAUACGUGUGCGAAUGGACGUUUUAUCCUCAAUGAAGCCCGUUCUCAUGCUGUUAAUUACAGCGGAACCAUAGGGAAGAGCCUGUCGCAGAAAAGCUGACUCCAAUCUAAGAUGACGAUGGGGUGAUGGGGUUAGGACCUGGAUUAUGCUGCUGAUCCACCAGCAAACAAAGCUGGAUGAUGUGAGGAGCUCUUUAAAACAC
Messenger RNA from Lynx canadensis (Canada lynx), 6532 nucleotides. RefSeq names its product ST8 alpha-N-acetyl-neuraminide alpha-2,8-sialyltransferase 3 (gene ST8SIA3). NCBI's taxonomy places the organism in Eukaryota, Metazoa, Chordata, Mammalia, Carnivora, Felidae. The transcript is spliced from 4 exons. Gene Ontology annotation, molecular function: alpha-N-acetylneuraminate alpha-2,8-sialyltransferase activity. The record is from RefSeq and is a predicted model, not a curated record. Gene Ontology annotation, biological process: N-glycan processing; oligosaccharide metabolic process. The coding region runs from base 162 to 1304 and encodes 380 amino acids.